AUGGAAAAUCAGAACACCACAGUGACAUUCUUUGCCCUUCUGGGAUUUUCAUACAGCUCGACAGUCAAUAUUUUCCUCUUCUUGGUAUUUUUCCUGAUGUAUGCCCUUACCUUACUGGGAAAUAUGGUGAUUCUGGUAGUCACAAGUCAUCUCACCAGCCCCAUGUACUUUUUUCUAACUCAUCUCGCUUUUAUUGAUAUCUGUUUUUCUUCCAUCACUGUGCCAAAGCUGCUAGUGAUUUUCUGGGCAACACAGACUAUUUCGUACCCUGGCUGCUUCACUCAGAUGUUCGUUGUCUUUCUUACAGGAAGCACUGAAGAUUACGUUCUUGCAGCAAUGGCCUAUGAUCGAUAUGCUGCCAUUUGCAAGCCCCUCCAUUAUGUACUAAUUAUGAACAAAGCAUUUUGUAGGUGGCUGGUGGGUGGGGCAUGGGCAGUUGGCUUCUUAUGUGCUAUGAUAAAUAUUUUACCUGCUUUGAAGCUAGAUUUCUGCAGACCAAAUUUUAUCAGGGAUUUCAGCUGUGAAUUUCCAUCUCUACUUGCCUUAUCCUGCACAGAAACCUUCCCCAAUUGGAUGGCAUUCCUGAUAUCCGGUAGUGCUGUUUCCAGUUGUUCUUUGAUUAUCAUCCUAGUCUCCUACAUCCACAUCAUCUCAACUAUCCUGAAGCUGAACUCAGCAGAAGCAAGAAGGAAAACUUUCUCUACCUGCAGUUCUCAUCUCAUUGUUGUGCUUUUGUAUUAUGGCACUGCCUGCUUUAGGAAUAUGAGGCCCAGCUCAGCCUCCUCAAUUAUUGUGGAUGAACUCUUUUCUAUUCAGUACAAGAUUUCAACACCCAUGCUGAACCCCCUUAUCUACAGCCUGAAAAACAGGGAAGUGAAGGAAGCCAUCAAAAAGCUAAUGGGCUAUAAAUCUUGA
This is a messenger RNA of Candoia aspera, 915 nucleotides long. Its product is annotated as olfactory receptor 5V1-like. The record is from RefSeq and is a predicted model, not a curated record. The transcript has a single exon. Gene Ontology annotation, molecular function: odorant binding; G protein-coupled receptor activity; olfactory receptor activity. Gene Ontology annotation, biological process: G protein-coupled receptor signaling pathway. The coding region runs from base 1 to 915 and encodes 304 amino acids. Gene Ontology annotation, cellular component: membrane. NCBI's taxonomy places the organism in Eukaryota, Metazoa, Chordata, Lepidosauria, Squamata, Candoiidae.